UCCUACCUUCAACCUCUCUCAAUCAAAACCCUAACCCUAAUUCCCCCCCUAAAACAAUGGAUGCAGUACACCGCCGGACCAAGAUAAUCUCCCGCCACCUCCAUCCUUCAUCAUCCUCCACCGAUUUACCCCUCAACCCCUCUCCUUGCCUCAGCUACUCUCCACCCUCCGAUCAAAUCCAAUUCAGCACCCAAUCCCUCCGCCAAAUAAUGGACGGCCACGAUCUCGACGCCAGAGAUUGGGCCUUUAGCUUGAUAGAGAGCAGCAGCCUCUUCUGCCCUCGGCGGCGAGGGGAUAGGGUUUUUGUGGGGCCUGAUUACAACCAGACGAAGGAGCAGCAGAGGGAGAUGACGAUGAAGCGGAUCGAGUUUUUGGAGAAAAAUGGAGCUUUUGAGGGGUGGUUGACGUCGGAGGGGGAGGCGGCGGAGAUGAGGAAGAUGGCGUUGAAUCAGGUGUUUGGAUCUUAUGAUCACUCGCUCGCCAUCAAGAUCGGGGUCCACUUCUUUCUCUGGGGUGGUGCAAUUCAAUUUUUUGGCACUAAGCGACAUCAUGAUAAGUGGCUGAAAGACACAGAAAAAUAUGUAGUCAAGGGUUGCUUUGCAAUGACGGAAUUGGGGCAUGGCAGCAAUGUGCGAGGAAUUGAGACAAGUGCCACAUAUGACAAAGAGGCCGGAGAGUUUGUCAUUAACACUCCUUGUGAGUCAGCUCAAAAGUACUGGAUAGGAGGUGCUGCUAAUCAUGCUACACACGCGGUAAUCUUCUCUCAACUCCAUAUAAAUGGAACCAAUCAAGGAGUGCAUGCAUUUAUAGCCCAGAUUAGAGAUGCUGAUGGAAAUAUAUGCCCCAAUGUACGCAUAGCUGAUUGUGGUCACAAGAUUGGAUUGAAUGGAGUUGAUAAUGGACGGAUUUGGUUUGAUAAUCUGCGAGUCCCCCGAGAGAACUUACUGAACUCAGUCGCUGACGUAUUGCCUGAUGGUAAAUAUGUGAGCGCCAUAAAAAACCCAGAUCAGAGAUUUGCAGCUUUCAUGGCUCCGCUUACAUCUGGUCGAGUAAUUAUUGCAGCCACUGCAAUUUAUAUAUCAAAGAUAGGUUUAGCUAUAGCAGUGAGAUAUGCACUUACAAGACGAGCUUUCUCUAUUACACCCGACGGUCAAGAGGUUCUAUUGCUUGAUUAUCCUAGUCAUCAGCGGCGUCUUCUGCCCCUUGUUGCGAAAACAUGUGCAAUGAGUUGUGCAGCAAACUUUCUGAUAAAGAUAUAUGUGAAGAGAACCCCAGAAACUAACAAAAUCAUUCAUGUCUAUUCAAGUGGUCUUAAAGCUACACUGACCUGGCAUAACAUGAGAACAUUACAGGAUUGUAAAGAUUCGACUUGCUCAGUUUUCAUUUUCUAUCUCAUGUUAGCAGAAAAUCGCGUUGGGAUUUUGAAAGGUGAAUUUGAUGUGCAAUCCACUUUUGAGGGAGACAAUAAUGUACUAAUGCAACAGGUAAGCAAAGCGCUUCUUGCUGAAUACAUAGCAGCUCAGAGAAAGAAGGCACCAUUUAAAGGCUUGGGAUUGGAACAUAUGAAUGGUCCCUGCCCCGUGAUUCCAGAUAAUCUGACGGGCUAUAGCCUUCGGAGUAUCAAAUUCCAGGCUGAUGUUUUCUUCUUGCGGGAAAGAGAUUUGUUGAAAAGAUACGUUGCAGAAGUUUCCCAGUAUCAAGCUCAGGGACAAAGCAAGGAGGAUGCCAUUCUCCUGAGCUAUCAACUUGGUGAGGAGUUAGCUAGAGCCUUCACAGAGAGGACUAUAUUGCAAACAAUCAUAGAGGCAGAAAUGUCAUCUUCUGGCUCCUUGAAGGAUGUGUUGGGAUUAUUAAGGUCUAUGUAUGCCUUGAUCUCCAUUGAAGAGGACUCAUCCUUCCUUCAGUAUGGUAUUUUGUCACUCGUCAACUUUGCUGCCGUGAAGAAAGAAGUGAUGAAACUAUGCAGCGAUUUAAGACCUCAUGCCCUGGGCAUCGUGAGCUCCUUUGGUGUCCCUGAUUCUUUCCUGAGCCCCAUAGCUUUCGACUGGGUUGAAGCUAAUUCAUGGGGGUCACCCAACUCAGGAAAUUGUUGAUCUCUCUCAUUACGUGGAACCCUAUAGGAGAAAAUUGAGGUGAUAUGGUUUCAGCAAUAAUCAGCUUGGUUGGUUGAGUUCCAAGAGCACCUUCUGUAAAAAUGUUUAAUAACGACACUCAAAAACAAGAGUGCAGGCCUACCAUUAUCAAAUGGACAACAGCUAUAUAGAACAAUUUGUUGAAUCUUGUGUACAAAAGGCAAUGCAUACCGUUUACGGACACCACUAUGAAUCAUAUUUAUCACAUGAUAAGUUCAAACGUUGCCUCUGGUGAAGGUCACAAUCUA
Messenger RNA from Asparagus officinalis (garden asparagus), 2380 nucleotides. Its product is annotated as acyl-coenzyme A oxidase 3, peroxisomal-like. Gene Ontology annotation, biological process: lipid homeostasis; fatty acid beta-oxidation using acyl-CoA oxidase. The record is from RefSeq and is a predicted model, not a curated record. Gene Ontology annotation, molecular function: acyl-CoA oxidase activity; fatty acid binding; FAD binding. The transcript is spliced from 13 exons. The coding region runs from base 57 to 2093 and encodes 678 amino acids. NCBI's taxonomy places the organism in Eukaryota, Viridiplantae, Streptophyta, Magnoliopsida, Asparagales, Asparagaceae. Gene Ontology annotation, cellular component: peroxisome.